Penicillium odoratum is the source of this 2061-nucleotide messenger RNA. Its product is annotated as Zn(II)2Cys6 transcription factor domain-containing protein. Gene Ontology annotation, biological process: regulation of DNA-templated transcription. The record is from RefSeq and is a predicted model, not a curated record. The coding region runs from base 1 to 2061 and encodes 686 amino acids. The transcript is spliced from 8 exons. Gene Ontology annotation, cellular component: nucleus. Gene Ontology annotation, molecular function: transcription cis-regulatory region binding; DNA-binding transcription factor activity, RNA polymerase II-specific; zinc ion binding. Lineage: Eukaryota; Fungi; Ascomycota; Eurotiomycetes; Eurotiales; Aspergillaceae.
AUGGAGGAGUCGGUACGACCCACUCCUGGCCAGCAUGGAAAGCAGCCCGCAUGUUUAAAUUGCCGGCGUAGCAAGAUCCGCUGCGCCCGACCAGAGGGCCAUGACCGCUGUGAGAAAUGCAGACAAAGCGACGUGGAGUGUAUCGUUCCCAGUCACCAACUCGGCCGCCAGAAGGGUGUAAAGAACAAACGCAAGGGGCUGGAGAAAGCUAUCCACCAGAUUGAACAAGCCAUUAAGCGGCCCAAGCUUGAUGCGGUUGGCCCUUAUGAUAAGGCUAUUUCAGACUUACAGGACCUACUCAGUCGGGUUCAGGGCCAACUGGCAAGUGAUUCAGACAGUUUUGCAGCAUCGGAACGCCCCCCUCCACCUGCACAUGAUAAUGUAGAUGAGAGUUUGGCUCUCGAUGAUGCGGAGAAUCCGUUGCAGCUGCUGGCGCGGGCUUCAGAUCUGCAGCUCUCGCCUACAGAAUUGCGCCGGGAGUUGAAGUCUCCCCAACCGCCGUCAGUGCCGAAAAUAUCGCAGAAUAGUAGCUCUACAGAUUUCAGCGCGAAAUCUUUCUUCGUCCCUACGCGGGCGAACUUGGACGUUGGACCGGAGCUGGAUCCUGUUGAUCUCGGCUUGGUCACGUUCGACGAGUCCGAGAGUUUGUUUUCUUUUUUUUAUCAACAUCUUGCUCAUACGCGAUGGGGACUGGAUCCCUUCGUGCACACUGCGGAAUUUGUGCGGGAUCAGUCGGCCUUUCUUUUUACGUCAAUUCUGGCUACAGCCGCUCUGUUUCUACCAUCCGCCGCGGCAUUAUCAAAGCGACUGGGCAGGCAUUGUAAAUGGCUCGCUAAGCAGGUGAUGACGGAGAGGUACAGAUCAGUGGAGAUUGUUCUUGCAUUCAUGGUGAAUGUGCCUUGGAUGGCACCUGGUGAGCGACUCGGUGAUGAUGAUACGUGCUCGUAUAUUGCCAUGGCAUUGACCGUGGCGCUGGAUCUAUCUUUGAAUAAGAUCGUAACACCGUCCUCCAGCUUUGAUCAGAAUCUUUUGAGCCGACUGGCUCGAGCUGACUGCAUUGACGCAAAGAAAGCAUUGCAAAUGGAUGGAUUCGACGUUGAUUCCAAUUCUGAAUGGGGUCGUCGAUUACUGCGAAGGCGGGAGAGAACUUGGAUAGCGUUGUUCGUCGUUGAACGAGGUGUUUGUCUUGCCCGUGGAAGAAGCUACACCGUCCCUCCAACAGCACUUCUCGAGAAUUGUGAUGCGUGGCAUCUUUCGGAUAUUGCAGACCGACGAGACGGACCUAUGAAUUCCAUGGCUGUUCUGCGCAGAGAUCUUUCAAGUCCAGCUGUGAUAUCUAUCGAGUCGUCGACACCGGAUCUGAGGCUGCCCAAUCAGAGCUUCUACGAUCGAUGGUAUAAGACAUGGGCGCUGGCGAUUAGCGAAGGCGGAACAGCGCGCUCCCUUCCACCUUAUGUUGAGAUUCUAGUGACCCACACCCAGCUUUCAACCUACGGUGGUGUCAUCAAUCAUCCCACUGCACCCCUUGAAGUCAAGCGCUUCUUCCGAGCGGCCGGUCUAUCGGCUGCACUGAACGUUCUCCGAGCCGCUAUCCAAGGAGAAUCCCGACUCAAGUCCAUGCCAAACAACACCGUCAUCAUGAUAUCCUUCGCCGCAUGCUCUGCUCUUAGCCUCAGCGUCACCCCUGGCGACAGUCGAUCUAGCUUGGCGCCUAGCGUGCGAACCUUGAUAGAAGAAACGGCCGGGAAAUGGCGCUUCUGUAUUAUAUGGGCGAUUUCUGCGCGAACUUAUUCGCCGGGGACCUACCAUUCCCCUCGGGCAGAUGGAAAAUCACGACCCCUUGCUUCAUCCCCCCUGGAGAGACCCGUAUCUGUCCCUCAGCCAGUCACCGGGGACCUGUGGACCGAACCUAUGCAAUUUUCUGCUAUGUCGGAUGGACAGAUUAUCGAUGCGGUCAAUCGGGCGGGGAGUGCCUUUGGGGCGUCGAUACCUGACGUGCCGGUGGAUGAUAUGCUUUGUUGGGAUUGGUUUGAUUUUGCCAAUACUGAUUUUGGGCUAUAG